This is a messenger RNA of Boleophthalmus pectinirostris (great blue-spotted mudskipper), 1155 nucleotides long. RefSeq names its product putative olfactory receptor 52L2. NCBI's taxonomy places the organism in Eukaryota, Metazoa, Chordata, Actinopteri, Gobiiformes, Gobiidae. Bases 1 to 1155 code for a protein of 384 amino acids. Gene Ontology annotation, molecular function: olfactory receptor activity; G protein-coupled receptor activity. Gene Ontology annotation, cellular component: membrane. Gene Ontology annotation, biological process: G protein-coupled receptor signaling pathway. The transcript has 3 exons. The record is from RefSeq and is a predicted model, not a curated record.
AUGCGUGUGGACUCUAAACCCUUCCGAGUUUCUCUUCUAUCAGAACAUUCUGUGCAAGAUGCUGACCUCAAAGCAGUACCCCUCCAGGCCUGUAGGAGCAGCAGCAUGUUGAACCAGUCAGACUUCCACUUCCUGGCGUUCCCGUUCCCGCUGUGGAAGUGCGGCCUGAUCGCUCUGCCGCUGGCCUUGGUCUUUGGACUGGUGAUAGUAGCAAAUGGCUGUCUCCUGCUGGUUCUCCUCUGUGUGGAGGCUCUGUGGAGUCCCAUGUACGUCCUGGUGGGGGCGCUGUGUCUGGUGGACCUUCUCUCUGCUCUGGUCAUCGUUCCAAACGCGCUCCUGGUCCUGCUCAACCCCAACCACAGCGUCUCACUGACCGAGUGUCUGACACAGAUGUUCUUGACACACUUCCUGUCGUCACUGGAGUCUACACUGCUCCUCGCCAUGGCGCUGGACCGCUACGUGGCCAUCUGCCACCCGCUCAAGUACAGACAGGUGGUGGACCGCUCCUUCUUCCUGGCCCUGGCCCUCUUCACUCUGCUCCGGAGCGGCUCUGUCAUGGCGGUCCUGGUGGGGCUGGCUGCCUCUCUGGACUUCUGUGGCAGUCGUGUGAUCGAGCACCUGUACUGUGACCACAUGGCUGUGGUGCGUCUGGGCUGUGGAGACACUGGGCCCAGUCAGAGGGCAGGCGUGGCUGUGAUCGUGUGCUUCGUAGGCCUGGACAUCCCCGUUAUCAUUCUGUCGUACUUGCAGAUCUUAAUUGUAGUUCACCGUGCGCGGGAGGACAGGUGGAAGGCCCUGCACACCUGCGGGACUCACCUGAUGGUUCUGUUGGUGUUUUACCUGGUGGGCACUGUGGCGUUCCUCUCCCACACGCUGCACCUGAGCCUCUCCUCAGACCUGAACACCGUCAUGGGCCUGGUCUACAUCCUGCUGCCCGCUGCCUUCAACCCCAUCAUCUACGGCGUACGCACCACCGAGAUACAACAAGGGUUCAACCAGGUCUUUGGUCGGGCGUACGGGGUCUGGACCAGGACUCAGAUAGUCUCAAGCAUCAAAGUAUGUCCCUGGACUGUUCCCACCCGCAAAGACUCAAGCUCCACCCAUAGAAACUCAUGCCCCGCCCACAAAGGGUCAGCACCCCCGUCAAUCAAAUAG